CCUUCAAGGCACAGCUCGGCACGGCAGGAAAGGAGCCGAGCCCGGAUCAGCGCCGAAAGCCGCUGCGGGAGGGAGGGUUAAAGCGGGCUCGCAGGCGACGCGCGGCUGCCGGAAGCCAUGGGGUUGGCUGGCUCGGCUUCAGCCUGGGCUGGGACGGGGAAGGGUUAAAGGGGGGAGGAGGCGUCUCCGACCUGCCCCCGGGGGUUGGCGGUUGCAGCUGACUCCUCCUGGUCGGAAGAACUGAAAGCAGCCGGGGCAAGCCAGGAGCCACAUCGACGGCGGCUCGGCGAGGGAAGGCGCCUGUGACGCGUCGCUCGGUGCCAGCGGCAGAUCCUGGAAGUGAAGGAAGAUGGGGUCCAACUGUUUGAAAGUCACCAAGUAUUUCCUCUUCCUUUUCAACCUCCUCUUCUUUAUCCUGGGUGCUGUGAUCCUGGGCUUUGGAGUGUGGAUCUUAGUCGACAAAAGCAGUUUCAUUUCAGUUCUGCAGACCUCAUCUGAAUCGCUAAAGGUCGGUGCAUACAUCCUCAUUGGAGUUGGGGCAGUCACCAUGCUGAUGGGGUUCCUGGGCUGUGUUGGAGCAGUCAAUGAGGUUCGAUGCCUCUUGGGUCUGUACAUCACCUGUCUGCUGCUGAUCCUCCUAGCUCAGGUUGCUGCCGGGCUGCUCAUCUAUUUCCAGCAAGAUGCACUGAAAGCAGAAGUGUCCACCAUGGUCCAUGACCUCAUUCAGGAUUUUGACCCUGAUGAUCAGGACAAAAAGAGCAUCCAGGAUGCAUGGGACUAUGUGCAGGAACAGCUCACUUGCUGUGGCUGGAUUGGGCCACAGAACUGGAUGGAAAAUGAGCUCCUCCGGAACAAAAGCCUGACUUACUACCCCUGCUCCUGCUCCAAUGGCUCAGUUGACGAUGGGCAUAAGAGUGGCUUCUGUGAGAGUGCUCCUAAUAAUAGGACUGUGUCAGUUGCCGACUGGCCUGUUUAUACAAAGGGCUGCAUGAAGAAUGUGCAGAGCUGGUUACAGGACAACCUUGGCAUCAUCCUUGGAGUCUGUACAGGUGUUGCUGUCACUGAGCUGUUGGGGAUAGUGCUCGCCAUUUCACUCUGCAAGAACAUACACAGAGAAGAAUACAGCAAAGUACCCAAGUAAUGAGUCUUCUGACCCUAGAGCUACCGCACCACAGAGAUGCAAAUGGAACAUUCCUGCCUCAUCCCCCUCACACUGACGAUUACUCCAGUGAGAUCACAUUUCUCUCAAAACACUGAGGAACUAUAGUGGCACAAUAUAAUAUGACACUUCUGGUGAUCAGAGCCCUGGGCAGCCCCUCUCCUGUCUCUGUCUUGCAUCAUAUGAUCUGAUCAACCUGGGAGGGCACAAAGUUUUCACUGCUAACUCCAUGUUUAACAGUCUCCUUCCCAUCUUCAUUCCCUUCCAGUCCAUCAGGCCAACAAUAGAAUAAUCCUCCUCCCCAUGCCACCUCUCUUCACCAUGUGAGUUGGGAAUCCAGUGGACCAGCAAGAAGACUGAGGGCUUGGCCUACUGGUGAUGAUGGGUCACCCUUUGUAGUAUAUUGAGGGUGAAAGAAUGCUUCCCUUCCAAUCGGCCUCACUUUGUCUUUUCCCUGCCCUUACCCCCAUCCAACUCAGACUGAAUCUGAGCAUACAAGGUUCUAGACGGACACCCCUGGCUCCCCAAAAUCAUUCCUCCUUUUUUUUUUUUUUUUUUUUUUUUUUUGAGUAAACCAAAUGUUGCCUUCCAUGUAGCUCCCUUCUCCUUCUCAUUAGAUUAGAAGCCUCCUGGAAGGAGCCAAGCCCACCCGUUCCAAGUGUGGAACAUCCAGCAGCUUGUGAUGUCAUUGCUGAGCUGCUCUUGGAACAGAGGCAGAUGGGUCUUGGGCUUUGCUAAUUACAUAGCCCCUUCUUCCAUCCCUAGUCCUCCCUUUCACUGGCUCCCUGUUGGCUCAGUGGCACUUUACAGACUGUUGACUAGCACAGGUGUCUGUGGGCUCAGCCCUGACUGACUCUGCUGGGCAUGUUCUUAGGUUGCCAACUUUUAUAGAGGUGAUGACUAUUUUUCCAAUAUGAAAUCUACCAUUUUUAAUACUGUGUUUUUUAAUUAUGAUAAGACAAAAGCAUCUGUAUCUCAAUUGCUGGCCAGGGAGGGACGGCUGCCACUGGAGUCCUGGUCAUGGGGUAUAGGGAGGAGUUUGUCCGUGUUUGGAUUGCUGACUAAGUGCCUCGGGGCCUGGAAUCACUCCCAUUGGUAUCUGGAUCAUGUGAUUUAAGGGGAGCCACUACAGUGGGUAUCCUAAUAGCUGGCUCCACACAACCACUGAUAGUUGGAUUGCUGGCUCUAUAUUCUAGAUGAGGAAAUGGAGUGGCUUGGUGCCUGGACAUCUGGUUGUGUGUGCAGUGACAAGGUCGCUGCUGACUGAGACCUGGGGAAGAAGGGGAGAUAUUCCUUACAAUAUUCAGAGUACUAGCUUCCAUUCACCCUCCUCUUCAGGCCGCGCAUCAAAACCCCUGAAACAGCCAGCUUGUGACUGCAGCUCAGGUCUUGCCUACCGACCCUUGCUUAUUGCCUUCUUGGAAACCCAAAUGAGGUUUGGCACAUGUGCCAUGCUCCUGGCACAUGUGCUGCCCAAUUUUGGGGAUCAUAAAGGGACAAGUGACACCUAUCAACCUUAGACAUGUUGGCAUCCCUAUAACAAAGAGAAAUGGAUCUAGUGAUUGUGCUGCCUGUGGCUAGCAGCAAGAGGCAGCUCUAAUGUACCUUGGUGAAGAAAUCCACCCCACCCCCCCCCAAGGAGCUGUCCUGGGGUCCCUAAUCUCUCACUGGCAUAGGAGGCUUGGGGGAGGGAUGCUCUUGCAGUGGUGCAUGGAAGUCAUUGCCCUUGUAAGGCAAGGUGUGGGCUACUUUACUUGGCCUGUGGAGGCAUUUAUAGCUAUGGAAUGUAAUCCUGGUCUUGUGUACAAGGGCCUGGUGGGUGAGUCUGCCUUCAAUAGUGAGCAUGAAGCCCUAUGCACUGGCUCUCCAAGCAUAGUCUCCAAUUCCAACUAAAGGGGUAGGCUGGCUGGUUAGCUACCCCUCCCUUGGCAGAGAGUAAAGAAGUGCAAAAGCCUCCAGGGGAUUGGUAGUCUCAGCAGUGGGCCAAGGACUGAAUGGUCCAUGGAGACUGCACUGCCCUUUCGCCCCAGAUGCCAUCCCUCCAGGGAAAGCUAAAUCUAUGUAGACCGGCAGCACUGGGGAACGUUGCUAUCGCAUUUCUAAGGUGAUCUGGGUCUUUCCUUCCUGAAUCCCCUCCUCUUUGUACAGAUCCCUCCAGCCUGACGCUUACAGGGGCAGAACCUUUUAUUGCUCUGAAAUGAAGCUAGCAUUCUCCCACCCCCCCCCCCCCGACCCCCAUCUCUUCUAGUAACUAGAGGUUUGUACCCAAGGUGGUUUUUAUUGGCAGCUGAACUGGAGAACAAGAGCCAUACGCUGAGCAGAAAGGAAGUGGAGCCCCUGCUGAGCUUUUUUGUCUUUUAGGAACCUCUUCCUACUGGAAGAAACGCAUGUACAGAUCUAAAAUAUAGAAGGUAUUUCUGCAAUAAAGAGAUUU
This is a messenger RNA of Dermochelys coriacea (leatherback sea turtle), 3593 nucleotides long. RefSeq names its product CD82 molecule (gene CD82). The record is from RefSeq and is a predicted model, not a curated record. The transcript has 9 exons. Lineage: Eukaryota; Metazoa; Chordata; Testudines; Dermochelyidae. Gene Ontology annotation, cellular component: membrane. Bases 350 to 1141 code for a protein of 263 amino acids.